Molecule: messenger RNA, 603 nt
Organism: Candidozyma duobushaemuli
Lineage: Eukaryota; Fungi; Ascomycota; Pichiomycetes; Serinales; Metschnikowiaceae
Product: NAD(P)H:quinone oxidoreductase, type IV
Exons: 1
Coding region: 1-603 (200 amino acids)
Molecular function (GO): NAD(P)H dehydrogenase (quinone) activity; FMN binding
Source: RefSeq, a predicted model, not a curated record
AUGACCAAAGUCGCUAUCAUCACCUACUCCUUGUACCACCACAUUGCUACUCUUGCCAAAGAAAUCCAAAAAGGUGUCGUUGCUGGCGGUCUCGAUGCUAACAUCUACCAGGUGCCUGAAACCCUCUCCGAGGACAUUUUGACCAAGUUGCACGCUCCUCCAAAGCCAGACUUCCCAGUUGCUUCUCCAGAGACCUUGACCGAAUACGACUACUUUAUCUUCGGUAUCCCCACCAGAUACGGUAACUUCCCAGCUCAAUGGAAGGCCUUCUGGGACGCCACAGGCGGAUUGUGGGCUAAAGGUGCUUUGCAGGGCAAAGUGGCCUCGAUCUUUGUUUCUACUGGUACUCCAGGUGGUGGACAGGAAACCACUGCCUUGAACUCGCUUUCCACCUUGACCCACCACGGUAUCAUUUACGUGCCAUUGGGUUACGGCAAGGCCUUCCCCUUGCUUACCAAUUUGGACGAGGUUCACGGUUCUUCUCCAUGGGGUGCUGGUACUUUUGCUGGAGCUGAUGGUUCCAGACAGCCUACUGAUUUGGAGAAGCAGAUUGCCCAUUACCAGGGUGACUACUUUGCCCAGACUGUCAAGAGAUUCAAGUAG